This is a messenger RNA of Priapulus caudatus, 321 nucleotides long. Its product is annotated as phosphatidylinositol 4-phosphate 3-kinase C2 domain-containing subunit beta-like. Gene Ontology annotation, molecular function: 1-phosphatidylinositol-3-kinase activity; 1-phosphatidylinositol-4-phosphate 3-kinase activity. The record is from RefSeq and is a predicted model, not a curated record. Lineage: Eukaryota; Metazoa; Priapulida; Priapulimorpha; Priapulimorphida; Priapulidae. Bases 8 to 313 code for a protein of 101 amino acids. Gene Ontology annotation, biological process: cell migration; phosphatidylinositol-3-phosphate biosynthetic process; phosphatidylinositol 3-kinase/protein kinase B signal transduction. Gene Ontology annotation, cellular component: cytoplasm; plasma membrane; phosphatidylinositol 3-kinase complex. The transcript has 3 exons.
CGUGGAGAUGGUGCAGGAGUCAGAGACGCUGCGUAAGAUUCAGGUGGAGCACGGCCUGGCAGGGUCGUUCAAGGACAGGCCGAUCGCAGAGUGGCUGCAGAAGCACAACCCUACCGAACUCGAAUACGAGCGGGCUGUCGACAACUUCACGCUGUCGUGCGCCGGCUAUUGUGUCGCCACCUACGUUCUCGGCGUCGGCGAUCGCCAUAACGACAACAUCAUGCUUACGCAUCAUGGUCACAUGUUCCACAUCGACUUUGGGAAGUUCUUGGGCGAUGCACAGAUGUUCGGAAGUAUCAAGAGAGCGUAUUGAACCACGAG